AUGGAAAAUAUGUUAAGGGGUUUUGAAUCUGCAAAAAGGGAUAAAACAAAAAGGGCAAGGGAGUUGAAAGAUAAAAUCAUGAAGAUGACAGAAGUUGAGGGUUCAGAUUCAGACGAAGAAGAUAUUGAACUAGAAAUUGCGAGACGCGAAAGCAUGCGGCAGUUUGAUGAAGAUGCUUAUAGAAGGAGAGCUUUUCAUUAUGAAAGUGGUGGGAGUAGCCAUCAAGCUCGGAAAUUAGUCGUUCAUCGACCGUUCGUGAAAGAGAGAUUACCUUUUAGUGUGGUUGAGUCACCAUGGACAAAGUCAUUGUUCAGAACGGCCGCUGAAGUGGGAUCUAAUGUAUCACCACCUUUAGCAUAUAAGAUCUCUGAAAUAUAUUUGAAAAAUGAGUACAAAGAAAUGAAGAAAUAUAUUGCUUCAUUUGAGAGCAUGUGGAACGAAAGAGGAGUUACCAUUAUGUGUGAUGGAUGGAGCGGACCAACCAGAAUGAGUAUAAUUAAUUUUCUACUCUACUCUCCUCGUGGAACAGUGUUCCAUAAAUCCAUAGAUGCAAGUAAAGUUGAACGAAAAGAUGGAGAAUAUUACUUUAAGAUUAUGAAGGAGGUGGUUGAAGAAAUUGCUCCAAGCAAAAUUGUCCCAGUGGUAACUGAUAAUGAAACUGCUAUUAAAUCUAGUGGUAAAAAGUUGAUGGAGAAGUUUUCAAAUUUGUAUUGGAUAGCAUGCAGUGCACAUUGCAUUAAUUUAAUUUUAGAAGAUUUUGGAAAGAGGAAGAAUAUAAAGACCGUCAUUGAGCAAGGAAAAGUUAUAACCCAAUUUAUUUACAAUCAUAAUUUGGUGGUAAAUUACAUGAAGAAAUUAACUGAUGGUUGA
Manihot esculenta (cassava) is the source of this 870-nucleotide messenger RNA. RefSeq lists its product as uncharacterized. The record is from RefSeq and is a predicted model, not a curated record. Lineage: Eukaryota; Viridiplantae; Streptophyta; Magnoliopsida; Malpighiales; Euphorbiaceae. The transcript is spliced from 2 exons. The coding region runs from base 1 to 870 and encodes 289 amino acids.